AUGCUGCAGCAGCAGCAGCAGCAGCUUCACGGGUGGGCCCCCAGCAGCAGCAGUAGCCGCAGCACCAACAGCAACAGCAGCAGCAGCAGCAACAGCAGCAGCAGCAGACCCUGGGACUCCAGCUGCUGGCGCAUGCACGGCAGCAGCAGCAGCAAACGCUGCAGCAGCAGCAACAGCGUGGUGCUGCUCACAGAGCCUUCUACCAGGGCAGACUCAAGUCCAGCAGCAGCAGCAGCAACAGCAGCAAGUAGUGCUGCUGCAGCUUUCUGCGGCCAUAGUGUGGCCUGCAGUCCUGGAGAGACACCAGCAGGAGCAGCAGCAGCAUCAGCAGCAGACAGGACGCCUGGAGGCCGCCACCACCGCAGCAGCAGCAGCAGCAGCAGAAACGGGAGAGAUAGCAGCAGCCCGCUUAGUGCCGCUGCUGCUGCAUACUUUGCUGCAGCUGCAGCAGAUGACGCAGCAGCAGCAGCAGCAGCAGCUUCAACUCCACGGACGGAUUCACCAGCAGCAGCAUUAGCAGCAGCAGCAGCAGCAACAGGGACGGCACCCACUAGCAGCAGCAGAACGCGACUGAUAAUCAAGCGCAGUCACUUUCCUGCUGCUGCUUCUGCUGCUGCUGGUGCCCCGUCUGCUGCUGCUGCAGCUGCUGCUGCUGCCUUUCCUGCAGCACUCGAUGCUCCUUCUGCUGCUGCAUUAGCUGCAGAAGGGAGAGUGAAGAGAGCAGCAGCAGCAGCUGCUGCUGCUGCAACACAGACAGCAGCAGCAGCCCUUCGGCUGCUGCCGUUCUUGAUGCCUUUUAAAGAAGCACAGCAGCAGCAGCAGCAGCAGCAGACGCUAGAUGAGCAGCAGAAGUGGGCGGGUCGGCUGCAGGAACUGCAGCAGCAAAAGAAACAGAAGCAGCAGCAGCAGCAGCACCAGAAGCAGCAGCAGCAGCAGCAGCAGAAGCCAGCGUCUCAAAUCUGCAAAGCCGAAGCCUCCAAAUUGCUGCCUCUCUUCCACCGGAGGUGGGCUACUGCAGCGUGCACUGCAGCUGCAGCAGCAGCAGCAACAGCAGCAGAAGAAGAAGCUUUUGCGCUGCUGCAUGCAGACUUGCUGGACCUGAAGUUCCACUGGUGGCGGGCGGUUGCUGCUGCUUGGCAGCAGCAGCAGUUGCCGCUGCUGCAGCAGCAGCUGCUGCUGCUGCAGCAUCCCCAGCCGCAACCCCAGCAGCAGCAGCAGCAGCAGCAGCAAGUGUACUCAGCCUGGAUCGACUGCCUGACUUCAACAACAACUUCCUUUUUGCCUGCUGCUCGCGAUCUGCUGCAGGGAGCAGCAGCAGCAGCAGCAGCAGCCGACAACCAGCAGCAGCAGCAGCAGCAAGGGGGAAGGAGUGCUUUGUGGCAGUGGCUGUGGGGCGCUGGGGAAGCCUUCGGGUUUUGCUGCAGCAGCAGAUUUGCUGCGCUGCAGCUGCUGGAGGCCUAUGCUGCCCACCCGAACUUCCCCUUCAGGUGUACAUGCAGCAGCAGCAGCAGCUGCUGCAGGUGCUGCAGCAACAGAGAGCUUGCGCUGUGUUCUGCUGCUGCGCUGCUGCUGGCUGCUGCGCUGCGGUGCCACUGGCGAGACCUUGCUGCGGACCAGUACCUGCUGCAGCUGCAGCAGCAGCUGCAGCAGCAGCUGCAACAACAACAGCAGCAGCAGCAGCCGCAGCAGCAGCAGCAGCAGUUCUUCACCGUGGAUGACGUGAUCAUGGUGCAGGCAGAUAUGCUGCAGCUGCUGCAGCCUUGUCUGUGGCUCUCCAUCACCCCAGCUGACAGUUUGCUGCUGCAUCUUGCUGCUCUGAGGGACUUUCCGCUGCUGCUGCAGCACAUGCCGCAGGCGCAUGCUGCUGCUGCUGCUGCUGCUGCUGCUACUGCUGCUGAGAGCACAUCUGGAGCAGCAGCUGAGGACGGCAUCUUCACUUCAGAGAAUAGUUGUGAGCUUAUGCUGCAGCAGCAGCAGCAGCUCGGGGGAUUCGUUAACAGCAGCAGCAGCAACAACAGCAGCAGCAGCAAUAGCGGGUGGACUUUGCUGUCGCUCUUCGACUUUCUUGUUGGCACGGGACUGCUCGCGUGCCUGCACGACCUGCUGCUGCGCUGCUGCUGCGCUGCAGCAGCAAACAACCUGCUGCAGCAGGUCCCUGGCAGCAAGCUGACGGGGGUGCUGCUGCUGCUGCUGCUGCGUCCUUACGCACAGCGCCCGCAGCAGCAGCAGCAGCUGCUGCUGCUGCAGCAGCAAAAGAACAAUGAGCUAAAGGUGCUGGAGUGGGAGCGUUGCUGCUGCUGCUACAUUUUGAAGUGUCGGUACGACUCAGAUAUUUACUUUUGGCGGCUGCUGCUGCAGCAGCCGCUGCUGCAGCUGCUGCAGCAGCAAGACAACCUGCUGCUGCGGCUGUGGGAAGAAGGCGCCGCCCAGUGGCACGCGCUGCUGCGCAGCAGCUGCAGCGCCUUCCGCAGCAGCAGCAGCAGCAGCAGCAGCGAGCCAGGGGAAGCUUCUGCUUCUGUUAGGAGACGGAGAAGGCAUACCAGCAGCAGCCGUUCGGCCUCAAUUGCUAGCCAGCAGCAGCAGCAGCAGCAGCAGCAGCAAAAUGUAGACUGGCAGCAGAAGCACCCAAGGACUAGGGGGCGCUUAUCUGCUGCUGAGGAUGCGACACCGAGUGCUCUGCCGCUGCAGUGGCGCCGCAGCAGCAGCAGCAGCAGAUAUUUCGAACAAUAUUACACGGCUGCAUCGGGGGCCCCUGAAGCGGACCCAGCAGCAGCAGCAGCUGAUGCAGCAGCAGCAGCAGCAGCUGCUGCUGCUGCUGACAGCGCUGCACGGCUCUCUCUGGGCCAGGAGAACAUCUGCCCCCGCCGCUUGAAUGCAGCAGCAGCAGCAGCCGCGGCAGCAGCAGCACCUGCAGCAAUUGCCAGCCCACCUUACCACGAAGGCUCUCGAGACCACCAGCAGCAGCAGCAGCAGCAGCAGUGGGCUGACUCCCAGCGUCCCCCAAAGCACCGGGUGUACAUGCAGCAGCCAUAA
Messenger RNA from Eimeria tenella, 3033 nucleotides. RefSeq lists its product as uncharacterized. NCBI's taxonomy places the organism in Eukaryota, Apicomplexa, Conoidasida, Eucoccidiorida, Eimeriidae. The coding region runs from base 1 to 3033 and encodes 1010 amino acids. The record is from RefSeq and is a predicted model, not a curated record. The transcript has 2 exons.